This is a messenger RNA of Talpa occidentalis (Iberian mole), 781 nucleotides long. RefSeq names its product centrosomal protein 57 like 1 (gene CEP57L1). Gene Ontology annotation, molecular function: identical protein binding; microtubule binding; gamma-tubulin binding. The transcript is spliced from 5 exons. The coding region runs from base 2 to 766 and encodes 254 amino acids. The record is from RefSeq and is a predicted model, not a curated record. NCBI's taxonomy places the organism in Eukaryota, Metazoa, Chordata, Mammalia, Eulipotyphla, Talpidae. Gene Ontology annotation, cellular component: centrosome.
CAUGCGCCUUAGAAGACGCAAAGUACGCCUUGGCGGUGUUUUCCGUGCGUCGAAUUUCGGCGUCUCGGCGCUGGAGAAAGGGAAAGAAAAGGACGAGAAGGUGAAAUACACUGAAACUAUCACAGUCAAGAAAAUCACAAGGAAAGGGGGCCCGAAGAUAAUGGAUCCAGAAUUAAUGCACAGUAUAGUAGGAAGCUAUUCUAAACCGCCAGAAAGAGUGUUUGUUCCAUCAUUCACCCAGAGUAAUGAAACAUCUCAGACUCACCACUCUGUGAACUUAGAUGUUAACACUACUAAAAUGCUUCAUAGUCCAAACAGUCAAGCUCUUAUUUUAGCAUUAAAAAGUCUUCAGCAAAAGAUUCACCGUUUAGAGUUAGAAAGGACACAAGCAGAAGAUAACCUGAACAUUCUUUCCAGAGAAGCAGCACAGUAUAAAAAGGCCUUGGAGGAUGAAACAAAUGAGAGAGAUUUGGCACACCAGGAACUGAUAAAGCAGAAAAAAGGUAUAAGUAUACAAUUAAGUUCAGCCCAGUCUCGCUGUACUCUUCUAGAGAAGCAACUAGAGUAUACAAAGCGAAUGGUUCUCAAUGUAGAACGAGAGAAAAAUAUGAUCCUAGAACAACAGGCUCAGCUUCAAAGGGAGAAAGAACAAGAUCAUAUGAAGCUGCAAGCAAAACUCGAAAAGCUGGAUAUCUUAGAAAAAGAAUGUUUUAAACUUACAACAACACAGAAAACUGCCGAGGUAAGCUUCUACUUGUUUCUUUGAAGUGGUAAUGCCAGG